Molecule: messenger RNA, 6248 nt
Organism: Mangifera indica (mango)
Lineage: Eukaryota; Viridiplantae; Streptophyta; Magnoliopsida; Sapindales; Anacardiaceae
Product: protein NETWORKED 1D-like
Exons: 5
Coding region: 517-6021 (1834 amino acids)
Cellular component (GO): plasma membrane
Molecular function (GO): actin filament binding
Source: RefSeq, a predicted model, not a curated record
UGGGAGUUUCCUUCCUUGUUUUUUAUUCGUCCACUGAAGAACAAACGUUUUCUCUUUUGACAGCAGAAAAAAACGCCUACCAAAAGAAAAAAAAGACAGCAUAAAAAGCAAGCAAAAACAACAGAGAAAAUGAGGAGAGAGAAAAAGAAGAAAGUUACAAUGAAAGAUCUCAUCAGCAUGGGUUGAGACGGAAGUCACAGCUGCUGAAGCUGUAAUCAAACACUACAAAUUCCAGUUUUGAUUCCGAAAGUAAUUGGUUAAUUGUACAGAUUUUGGGGUAGCUUUUAGUUUUUUUUUUGGGUGAGUGAUAAUUGGACCUGAAGUUUAUUGAUCAGGUACAAGAAGUGAGAGAUUCAAAGCCUUUUAUCUAUCCAUCUAUCUAUUCUUGGGCGGCCUGUUUAUCAGUUUAUGAUAUACAUAUCUGUUUGUAGAUUUGAUCCUUGUUUAUUACCUGAAUUUGGGUGCUGUUACGAGGAUCACGGUUUCGUGUGAUCAGAGUUAGGCUUGGUUGGGAUCAUGGCGAAGACUGUGGCACAGGCAGAUUCUAGACGAAUGUAUUCUUGGUGGUGGAAUAGCCACAUAAGCCCGAAAAAUUCCAAAUGGCUUCAGGAGAAUCUUACAGAUAUGGAUACCAAGGUUAAACAAAUGAUCAAGCUUAUUGAAGAAGAUGCAGAUUCCUUUGCACGGAGGGCAGAAAUGUACUAUAAGAAACGGCCUGAGCUUAUGAAAUUGGUUGAAGAGUUUUACAGGGCAUACCGUGCAUUGGCUGAAAGAUACGAUCAUGCAACUGGGGCACUCCGCCAGGCUCAUCGGACAAUGGCAGAAGCAUUUCCUAACCAAAUCCCAUUUGCUCUGGGUGAUGAUGGGGAUCCGCGUACGCCUGAGAUGGGUCCAGCACGUGCAUUGAUUGACCCUGAUGAGUUGCAGAAUGAUUCUCUGGGACUCUCUUCAUCUCAUCUUUAUUCCUUAAAAAGAAAUGGAGCAUUUACCGAUCAAUCUGAUUCCAUAACAACCAGAAGGAGUUUGAAACAGUUUAAUGAUUUGUUUGGUUCUGGAGAAACACGAGCUAGAAAAGGGCUUAAUUUUCAUGAUGCAGAGGAGAAAGAACAAGAUCAAAACAAUGGAAGUUAUGAUCUGAAGGCUCAGGUCCCAUUUGAGUCUGACAGAGUGGAGAAAGCUGAGUCGGAAAUCUUAGCCCUAAAGAAUGCCCUUGCUAAAUUAGAAGCUGAAAAGGAAGCUGACUUACUUCGGUAUCAGCAAAGUCUGGAGAGAUUAUCUAAUUUAGAGUCAGAAGUCUCCUGUGCUCAAGAGGAAUCUAAGGGACUGAGUGAAAUAGCCAGCAAAGCUGAAGCUGAAGUUCAAACUUUGAAGGAAGCCCUUACCAGAUUGCAGGCAGAAAAGGAGACUAAUUUUCUUCAGUACCAGCAGUGCUUGGAUAAAAUAUCCAACCUGGAGAAACAUAUUUCUCGUGCUGAAAUUGAUGCUGCAGAACUUAGCAAGCAUGCAAGCAAAGCUGAAACUGAAGCUCAAUCCUUAAAGCAAGACCUUGCUAGAAUAGAAACUGAAAAGGCGGCUGCUAUUAUUAAGCAUGAAGAAUGUUUGAAGAUGAUAUCCGAUCUGGAGAAUAAGCUACAUCGUGCUGAGGAAGAUGCUAGAAGGAUCAAUGAUGUAGCUGAUCAAGCUUCAAGUGAAGUUGAAAGCCUGAAACAAGCUCUUGCUAGACUAACUGAAGAGAAAGAAGCUUUGGCUCUUCAAUAUCAGAAGUGCCUAGAGACAAUUUCUGAUCUGGAGAAUAAGCUUGCAAAUGCUGAAGAGGAGGCCCAAAGGCUUGGCUCUGAGUUAGAUGAUGAGGUUGCAAAGCUAAAGGGUGCCGAAGAAAAGUGUCUUCUAUUAGAGAGAUCAAAUCAGACUCUUCAUACUGAGUUGGAGUCCAUGGUACAGAACAUGGGUAGUCAAAGUCAAGAACUAACAGAGAAACAAAAGGAGCUGGGUAGACUAUGGGCUUGCAUCCAGGAAGAGCGAUUGCGGUUCGUGGAGGCUGAAACUGCUUUCCAGACUCUGCAGCAUUUGCACACCCAAUCUCAAGAAGAACUGAGAUCGCUGGCUGCAGAGCUCCAGAAUAGGGCUCAUAUUUUGAAGGACAUGGAAACUCAAAAUCAAUGUCUACAUGAAGAAGUCAAGAAGGUCAAGGAGGAGAACAAGGGCCUGAAUGAACUCAACAUAUCUUCAGCUGUGUCAAUUAAAAGUUUGCAAGAUGAGAUUCUAAGUUUAAGGGAAACAAUGGGAAAACUUGAAGCAGAAGUUGAACUUCGAGUGGACCAAAGGAAUGCUCUACAGCAAGAAAUUUACUGUCUGAAAGAGCAACUGAAUGAACUUAACAAGAAGCACCAGGCAAUGAUGGAGCAGGUGGAAUUAGUCUCCUUGAACCCAGAGAACUUUGGGUUGUCCGUGAAGGAAUUGCAGGAUGAGAACUUAAAGCUAAAAGAGGUCUGUGAGAAUGACAAAAGUGAAAAGAUGGCUCUUUUGGAGAAGCUGGAAACCAUGGAGAAACUUCUUGAGAAAAAUACACUUCUAGAGAAUUCUCUUUCAGAUUUGAAUGAUGAGUUAGAAGGGGUCAGAGAGAAGGUGAAGACUUUGGAGGGAGUCUGUCAAAUUCUGUUGGAAGAAAAAUCUACUCUUGUCGAUGAUAAGGAUGCUCUGAUUUCUCAGUUACAGAUUACAACUGAUAAUGUAGAGAAACUUUCAGAGAAGAACACCUUUCUGGAGAAUUCCCUUUUUGAUGCCAAUGCUGAACUUGAAGGAUUGGGGGUAAAAUUAAAGAGUUUAGAAGAUUCAUGCGUGUUGCUUCAUACUGAGAAAUCUGGCUUGAUCAAUGAAAGAGAAAGCUUAGUUUCUCAGUUGGACAUUUCUCAGAGACAGCUGGAAGAUUUGGAGAAAAGAUAUACAGAAUUAGAUGAGAGAUAUUUGGGUCUAGAGAAAGAGAGAGAUUCUACACUUCAAAAAGUAGAAGAGCUACAGGCUUCCUUAGCUGCUGAAGAGGAAGAACACGCUGACGUUGUCCAUUUGUAUGAAAGCCGAGUUGUCAGUAUGGAAUCACAGAUCCAUUUUCUACAAGAAGAAGAUCAACACAGGAAGGAAGCAUUUGAAGAGGAACUAGACAAAGCUGCCAUGGAUGCUCAGAUUGAGACUUUUGUCUUGCAGAAAUGUGUACAAGAUCUGGAAGAAAAGAAUUUCACCCUCCUUUUUGAGUGUCAAAAGCUCUUAGAAGCAUCCAAAUUGUCUGAGAAACUCAUCUAUACUCUGGAGCAUGAAAAUCUUGAACAGCAUGAGGAGAUUAAAUCCUUGGUUGAUCAAAUUAAAGCAAUGAGAUUGGGGCUGUAUCAGUUAUUAGCUAAUCUUGAGUUUGAUGCAGACCAUGGGUGUGAAGCUAAGUUUGAACAAGACCAGACACUUCUGAAACUUAUACAUGCCAAACUUGAAAAGAUGCAACUAUCUCUUUCUAAGGCUUUGGAUGAGAAUCAAAAGUUGGUCAUUGAGAAAGCGGUUUUUGUUGCACUUAUUGGACAACUGAAAAUGGAGGCACAAAAUCUUGCAAUGGAGAGAAACACUCUUGAUGAGGAAUUUAGGAUCAGGUCUAAGCAGAUUUUGCUUUUGCAGUGUGAGACCCAAAAACUUCUGGAGACUGUUGAAGAAAUGAAAUUGAAAUUAGCGGAUGGAGAAAACAAAGAGAAAGUCUUGAAGACUGAAAUGGAGGACAUGCGCAGGCUACUGUUGGACUUGCAAGGGGCACACCAGAGUUUACAAGAGCAUAAGUGCAUGAUGCUUCAAGAGAAAGAAGCUUUGAUGAAGAAAGUCUUGGAUUUGGUGGAAGAGAAGUGUAUAUUAGAAGAAGAGUACUGUGUGAUCUUUGCUGAAACAGUAUCUCAAGGUGCUCUUUCUCUGGUUUUCAAGGAUAUUAUCUCUGAAAAAUCUGUUGAGAGAAUGGAGCUGAACGAAAAUUUGAAGCAACUUUGUUCUGUCAAUUAUGAACUUCAGGAGAAGUUAAGGGAGCUGGAGAGCAAAUUAGAAGAUGUAAAAAUGGAAAAUUCCCAUCUCAAGGAGUCAUUGGAGAAGUCAGAGAAUGAAAUGAUUUCUUGUAGGCGUGUUUCUGACAAGUUAAAUCUUGAAAUUGCUAAUGCAAAGGAUCUACUGUCUCAAAAGGAAGAUGAUCUCAUAGAGGCAGAGCAGAGCCUGAAUACAAUACAGAAUGAGACAACAGAGUUGCAUAAAAUAAUGGAGGAUCUAAAGUGCAAACUUGAUGAAGCUAAGAUGGUCCAAGAAGAACAAGAGAAGCAGAUUCUGAAACUAUCUGAAGACUAUGAUCAUCAGAUUAAGCAUACCAGCUAUAUUCAGGAAGCAAAUCUGAAAUUGGAGACUGAACUUGGGAAAUUGCAUGUGGAGCUUGAAGAAACCAAACAUAGGGAGGAAAGUUUGAAUCAUGAACUUGAAAAAGCUAGAGAUGAGGGUCACCUGUGGGAGACUCAAGCUGUUACAUUCUUUAGUGAACUGCAGAUCUCCUCAGUCUUUGAAGCAGUGUUUAAAGAAAAGACUCAUGAUCUUACCAAUGCAUGUGAGAAUCUUGAAGGCAUAAGAAAUACAAAAGAUAUGGAGAUUGACAUAUUGAAAGAAAGAGUUAGCACUUUAGAAGGUGAAAAUGGAGGACUAAAAGCUCAGUUUGCUGCAUCUAUCCCAGUAGUCAUCUCUUUGGGGGAAUAUGUAAGAUCUCUUGAGUAUCAGACUCUUGGAUGUAAAGCUGACAAUGAAGAAGCAAAGGAUGAUGAUUUGGUGAAUCACCUAAAAGCUAAAACCUGUCAACAAACAAGUGAGGAUCAAAUUGCUACAGUGCCAGAUGGUAUUGCAGAUCUGCAGGAUUUGCAAUUGAGAAUUAAAGCUAUAGAAAUAGCUUUGAUAGAGAAGGAGAGACUUGCUAAGCUGGAAAACUUAAAUGCCAACUCCAAACUAGAAGCUGCAAUGAGACAGAUUGAGGAGUUAAAAUGUGGAAGCAGUUCUUAUCAAGGAAGUGGUCGAACAAGCAAGCAUCGGAAACAUCGAGAGGAGGGGCAAGGGAAUGGACUUAGUAACAAGCUCAAACAACAGAAACCAACACCUGAAAUCUCUGAAGAGGGGAGUGAAAUGCUGACAAAAGACAUUAUGCUUGAUCAAGUAUCCGAGUGUUCAUCCUAUGGAAGAAGCAGAAGAGAACCUAUAGAUUCUGAUGAUAAGAUGGCUGAGUUAUGGGAAACCACUAACCAUAGUAGCAUUAUCAGUCUGAAAGACGACAAGACUCAAAAGGUUGCUGCAGCAUCAGCUGACCACAAUCAGAUCAAAGCAGUGAAGCAACAAAAGAGUAAAAGUUCCCCUAUUGAAUCACUGGUUGAGAGGGAGUUGGAGGUGGACGAAUUACAGAUCUCUAAGAGAUUUUCAGAGUCUCAAAAAGAAGUCUGCAAGAGGAAAAUUCUUGAAAGACUAGACUCUGAUGUACAGAAGUUGACAAACCUUCAAAUUACUGUGAAAGAUUUGAAGAGGAAGGUAGAGGUUUCAGAGAAGGGCAUAAAGGGAAAAGGAAUUGAGUAUGAUAUUGUUAAGGAGCAGCUGGAUGAAGCUGAGGAAGCCAUCCUGAAGUUGUUUGAUGCCAAUCGCAAAUUGAUCACCUAUUCUGAAGAUGCUUCUGUAUCCUUUGAUGGAGGAUCUGCAAUUGAAUCAGAUGAGAGUGGGAGUGUCAGGAGGCGCAGAAUUUCGGAGCAGGCACGAAGAGGAUCGGAAAAACUUGGGCGGCUGCAGUUGGAGGUUCAGAAAAUCCAGUUCAUGUUGUUGAAACUUGAUGAUGAGAAAGAGAGCAGAGUAAGAACCAGAAUCACAGAUAGGAAAACUAGAGUUCUUCUCCGGGACUAUCUUUAUGGCAGUGGGACAAGAACAAGCCAGAAGAAGAAGAAGAAGGCACAUUUCUGUGCUUGUGUGCAACCUUCCACGAUGGGAGAUUGAGUCACAUUUCAUAUAAUCAGCUAUUGAGAUAUUAGUUGUGUUGUCCAUAAAUUUUCCUUUCUAGUGGUGUUUAGAACUGCAUAUUAUUUUUGGUCUUUUAGAACUUAAGGUUUUUAUUUUGUUUACAUGGGGAGGAUCUGGUCUUCUUUAGUUUAGAGAUCCUGCUGUAAAUGUCAGGCUUUAUAUAAUUAAAAGAAGCUGCGUUUAUUGAGCUUCUUUUUUUUCCA